UUUCUUUCCUUUUGUGCUCGUUAUCGUUCUUUCGUGCUUCAAUUUCUUCUCCAGAUUUUUCUCUCAGCAAUUCUUUCAUUUUCUGAUUCAUCGUUGGUUACAUUUCUUUGAAUUCGAAGUAGCGCUUGCGCAUCUUUCUGCUUCUGCUAUUCUUAGCACACCUUCGUUAGCCGUAUUUUUUUUUGCAGAUCAAUACCCGCAUAUAAUCUUUUAUAUCAGUUCAACCAUACCUUCAUCAUGAGGUCAUUUCAAAUAAUAUCCGGGACAUUUUUCUUCUCAGUCCUUGCAGCGGCUGGCCCGCUACGGCGUGAUACAGCUGGAAAUUUGUAAGUCCUGUAUCUUUCGAGUCAUAGAAGCUUAGCCAACAAUCAUAUAGUCUGGCAAGAAGCGUUCCCUUCAGCAAUUUCACUACUUCAGCAAUAUCAAGCAGUAAUAGUGGAGAAGCAAGCGCUCUGGACGGUGGUGGGAUUACUACAAUAAUUCCUGUUAAUACUCCCAAACCUACGACGAUGACCUCGAUAGAACUGUCAUCUACAACGUCAGCUUCACAAAAACAACCGUCUCCAGCGUCUUCAACGAUAUCGCCACUUCCAAGUCCGAAUUCGUCGAGUGUAUCGAGUACAUCCGCCCAAUCGACUGUAUCAAGUAGUUCUUUGUCAUCUCAAAGUCCUUCUUCGAGUUUUGCAUCGACUACCAAGAUAUCAUUGGGCUCAUCGUCAGCUUCUUUCACGGGCUCAUCGAUACUUUCCACGUCGAGCAAAGAAAGCACAUUGGUCGGAUCAUCGACCAAACUAACAAACUCGUCGUUGCCUACAGGGAGUGGUCUCUCUUCAAGUGCCAAUGGAGUCACAUCCACGGCAAGAGGGAAUUUCACACAAGGGACAUCUCAAAUUAGUCUAGCCACGACAGUGACAGUUCCAACCUCGCUUCCAACUACGACCUCGGAGCAAGCAUCGAUUACGAAAACUCCCUUGAGCUCCAAAUUGGAAAGCACUUCCCGAGAUUCGUCUCCUUCCAGCACAGCCGAUGGCUCUGUCAGCGAGCAGCCCAGCUCAAACUUCUCGAUUCCAACCACAAAGGUCUCGCCAAGCAGCUCUACUGUACUUACCAAGGCACCAGAAAACCCCUCGCCAAUCCCAGAAUUUACGAACCCAAAUACACUGGUCUCCGUUUCAAAAGAGACACUGAAAUCCGAUACUAGAACUCGUGUUUCUACAUCUGUGAUUUCGUCGGUCUCGGCCACGACCCAAGAGACGAGUCAAGCACCAAGUACCAUAAUUCUAUCCUCAAAAGCACCCAGCGCAUCAGGAAAGCCUUUGGAGUCAUCAUCCAGUUCAGCUCAAGUCGCCACAGAAAACCCAGCGCCGCAAGUUAGCACUACAAUAAUUCCAAGCUCGAGUUCCAUAUCGAGAUUUACACUCACUAAUACGGAUGUUCUUCUACUACCAACAACGACACCAACAUCUUCGGCGAUUCAGCCAUCAACAGUGCCCCAGAUGUCGUCAAUCCUUACGUUUUCUUUCAUUGUUCCUAGUAACAUACCGAAAGCAAGUGCGUCAUCAGGGGUACAACCAGCUCCAACCCAGGUCCCAACAUCAUCGGCCCAGCCCUCUCAGAUGACGACCUCACCACCUGUAGCCCUCCCCACGAUCCUUCCCUUACCGGCCCCUACCUCGCUCACCCCGGACGACGUAAAAGAAAACCUCGCCGCUGCACAAGGCUUCAACCAAAUUUUUGCGUCACUUACAGCCUCAUCACCAUGUACCCCUGGGGCAAUCGCCUGCGUAAACUCCAACGUUGGAAACUGUGAUGCUUCCAGAAAAUUUGUUUUGAGUCCUUGUGACACGGGAUCUUCCUGUUACGCUCUUCCCAUGACUGAUACACAGGGUGUUUACGUUGGAUGUGCAAACAAUGAAUCUGCGAAAAAGAUACUAGGCGACGCUGCGGGUCCAACUUCGACUGGAGGAAGCAUUCUUCCUAUCCCAUCUGUUACGUCGAUAGCGAGCACUUCUAAAAGUCAGGGAGGCGAAAUCCCCUCCAGCCCAUCGAGUGUCCAGCCCUCUUCUUCUGGAGCUUUUCAAACCACAUUCGUAAUCUCUCUUCCACAGCCGACAAGUGUUCCAACUCUCGCUGUCCCAUCGCCAAGCGCCCCGUCGCAGCAACCUGCGCCAACAUCAAUCAAUAAUCCCCAGCCAUCUCAAGUCGUCACUGUCACUGUCCCUGCUCUAGCCUCGUUCACAUCCAUUGCUCCCCCUCCUGCGCAACCAACCACUAUCCUAGCGCCUAAUAAGGAGACCGUCACGAUUCGGGAGACGAUUACGGUGACGCAGGCGAAAGAAACGGUUAAGGAGACCGUUACUGCCACUAUCACCGUUACUGCGAAGGGAGGGAGUCCUGCAGGUCCGGAGCCGAUUAGAAUUACUAUUGUUCCGGGGCUGAGGGGGAUAUAAAUGGUAGUUUCAGGACGUAAAUGUGUGUUUGGUUUGUUGUAAAAGCGAGGCGUUUUUGGUCGUUCUUUGGAUUGGUUCCUGAUUUCUUUCUUUUUUUUUUGUCUUUUUUUUAUAUUGGGAAAUACCAAGUGCGUGGGGGAUAGAUUGAUUAUUGGGUGAAAGAACGUCACUUCGCGAGUGGUGUAGAGUGGACAUAUUGAGAUGUAGUAUAACAGGAUGCAGAGUCUAUUACAGUAUUCAUAAAAGGUAUACAUCUUCUUCUAUAUCAA
Molecule: messenger RNA, 2719 nt
Organism: Hymenoscyphus albidus
Lineage: Eukaryota; Fungi; Ascomycota; Leotiomycetes; Helotiales; Helotiaceae
Source: the annotation of a GenBank genome assembly